Molecule: messenger RNA, 1203 nt
Organism: Didymella exigua CBS 183.55
Lineage: Eukaryota; Fungi; Ascomycota; Dothideomycetes; Pleosporales; Didymellaceae
Product: DUF706-domain-containing protein
Exons: 1
Coding region: 152-1132 (326 amino acids)
Biological process (GO): inositol catabolic process
Cellular component (GO): cytoplasm
Molecular function (GO): inositol oxygenase activity; iron ion binding
Source: RefSeq, a predicted model, not a curated record
AUAAGUACUUUCACUGCGCGCCGCCCUCUAAAUCAUUAUCAUCAUCCUUUCUUCUCAGCUUUGUCUAUUCAUCCCGUCUCCAGACUACACCAUUAUCACCUGGAAGAUUUGGCGAACACGCCUAACAACCCACCACGUACAUCACACCAUAAUGGCACCAGGCGCCAUCUUUGAGGAGCCCAACGUGGCUGAGAACUUCAACGGCCACCGCGAUGGCCUCGCCCUUGAGGCUACCUCUGAUGCCAUCGACGAUGUGAACGUUCUCAAGGCCACUAUGAAGGUCAAGCAGGGCACCGCCACACAAGAGGAGAAGGACAUCUACGCACAGUCCGAGUUCGAUUCCGAGAAGGACAAGACACAAUUUCGCCAGUACGAGGACGCAUGCGACCGCGUCAAAAACUUUUACCGCGAGCAGCACGAGAAGCAGACCGUCGCCUAUAAUCUGCGCGCCCGUAAUCACUUCCACGGCAAGACCCGUGCGGAGAUGACCAUCUGGGAAGCCAUGGAGAAGCUCAACACACUGAUCGACGAGUCCGACCCCGACACAUCCCUCUCCCAGAUCGACCACCUUCUCCAAUCCGCCGAGGCCAUCCGCCGCGACGGCAAGCCCCGCUGGUUCCAGCUCGUCGGUCUGAUCCACGACCUGGGCAAGCUUCUCUUCUUCUACGACGCACAGGGCCAGUGGGACGUUGUUGGCGACACAUUCCCCGUCGGCUGUGCCUUCGACAAGCGCAUCAUCUACCCCGACACAUUCAAGGCCAACCCUGACUACAACGACGAGAUCUACAGCACUGAGCACGGCAUCUACGUGCCUGGCUGCGGCAUGGACAACGUCAUGCUGUCCUGGGGCCACGACGAGUACCUAUACCACAUCAUGAAGGACCAGUCGACCAUCCCUGAUGAGGGCCUGGCUAUGAUCCGCUACCACUCUUUCUACCCCUGGCACAAGGAGAACGCGUACAGGUGGAUGAUGAACGAGAAGGACCACAAGAUGCUCGAGGCUGUCAGGGCGUUCAACCCGUACGAUCUGUACAGCAAGUCGGAUGAUAUCCCCAAGGUGGAGGACUUGAAGGAGUACUAUCUUGAUAUCAUUGAUGAGUACAUCGGCAAGGACAAGAAGAUCAGGUGGUAGAUUGAGCAAGUUCCUUAGAGGUUUACAUGAUUUUAUGAUACAUAGCGGAACGGUGCGGCCAAAAGGCCCCG